Molecule: messenger RNA, 4354 nt
Organism: Anopheles coustani
Lineage: Eukaryota; Metazoa; Arthropoda; Insecta; Diptera; Culicidae
Product: sestrin homolog
Exons: 8
Coding region: 810-2144 (444 amino acids)
Biological process (GO): regulation of response to reactive oxygen species; cellular response to leucine starvation; cellular response to L-leucine
Cellular component (GO): nucleus
Molecular function (GO): L-leucine binding; oxidoreductase activity, acting on peroxide as acceptor
Source: RefSeq, a predicted model, not a curated record
GGCGUUUUUAGCGGCCAAUCUCGAACCGGAGGACCGGAGGCAAAUCCCUGCCAUCCAUCUCGACUGCCGUGUGGGUUGUGCGUGUGUGCCGUUGCGUGAACGUUUUGUUACUUUUCAUCGUCCAUCCUUGGAGCUGUGAAAACAAUAUUGUGGCAUCAUAGGGGCAUGUCGUUGAGAUGGUUCGCGUCUAUCAACACGGCAAACCGGGUGGAUGCGUUCACCGUUCUCGCGUGCGUGAGACCCGCGGAGGUGUCCCAUCUCGUGCGCAUCUCGUGAAAUUGUUGUUACCGUGUGAAAGUGAACACAGCCGUGCUUUUAAAACGUACACAACAGUGCAGUAACGGGAGUGGAGAGUGAAAGUAGUAGGCUACGAUCGUACCAACAAGUGCGCAAAGGUCCGACCAGCAUCCCGCAGUGGUGGAUGGUAGCAGUGCGUGUGCGUGCGUGGCCUGCUUUGCCAAGUGUUCUAUAGUGCUAGCCUUCUAUGCUGCCUCGUGCUGAUCGUUCGUGUUGUCCAAUAGAUUGGAGCGUGAAAAGUGAAACGAAAAGCAGUGAAAAGUAAAUAACAAAUCAUACGUAGCGAGGAAGUGCAAACAAACAGCAUCGAAUAAAUUGACAAAAGUUGACCAUCGGGACCUGGUCACGCGAAAGGGUCGGUGAAGUUUGUCCCCAUCUCCGGUUUUGGCCCGGUCCAAAAACCUUGGAGGCCAUUUUAAAGUUCGUACACGUGUGUGCGUGUGUGUGAGAGUGGUUUUUAUUUCUCAUAAAUCAAUCAGUAUAGCUCCGGAACGCAAAACUAACCGAAAUCAAUGUACUCGAUGGUGGAAUACUAUAGCGACAUGGGGCAAAUAGGGCAGGACUAUGGCUCAAAGAACUCCCCGACGGACAACUCGAAUCUGGACCAUGUCACCAAGGUGAUCGCCUAUCAUCCGCGCUAUCUGGACCACUUUCUCAGUACGCAAAAGUUUGUGCUGCAGUGCGAUGGACCGCUGCCGUACGACUAUAGGAACUACAUUGCGAUUAUGGCCGCUGCCCGCCAUAAGUGCACGUACCUAGUGAACCUGUACGAGGACGUCUUCCUGAGGAACGGCGGUGAUCCGAGCUGGCUGAACGGUCUCGAGCACAUCCCCGCCAAACUACGUGCCAUCUCUGACAUCAACAAAAUUCUAGCCCACCGUCCAUGGCUGCUCAACAAGGGACACAUCGAGCGCCUGACGAAAGGCCAGAACAGUUGGUCCCUCUCGGAAGUGGUGCACGCAAUCGUGCUGAUCGCCCACUACCACUCGCUGUCCUCGUUCGUGUUUUCCUGCGGGCUCACGCAGGAGCUGGACGGCAUUAGUCACAAAGUCAUCGAAAACAACAACGUUCUCACCCAGAAGACUGCCUUCAACCGUCUGAAUGAUCUGUACAAUUCUCAGCACCCAGACAGCCAUCCCCAGAACGGAGACGAUGGCAACAUCCGUCCGGAAGUGACCGUCGAUGCACUGAUGCAACGCAUGAAGCGUCUGUCGGAGAAGAAUGACGAAGCGUGCAGCGAAACCGAGCUGAGCAACCGGUUCAAGCAUGUGGAGCAGCAGGCGGCCGAGCUGCCCCCGGUCAUCCGGGACGCACCGGCGGAAGUCCCGCAGCAGCUCGGCCGCUACGUGGACGAUCCCAGCUUCACAUAUCAGGACUUUGCGCGGCGCGGUGCGGAAAACAUUCCGCAAACGUUCCGGAUACAGGACUACUCCUGGGAUGACCAUGGAUACUCACUAGUGAAUAGGCUGUACAAUGAUGUCGGGUUCUACCUCGACGAAAAGUUCCGGGCGGCGUACAACCUGACGUACUACACGAUCGCGGGUCGCACGAACGUCGACACGUCCAAGUUUCGGCGCGCCAUCUGGAACUACAUCCAGUGCAUCUACGGCAUACGCCACGACGACUACGACUACGGCGAAGUGAACCAGCUGCUCGAUCGCUCGUUGAAGAUGUUCAUCAAGACGGCCUGCUGCUUCCCGGAGCGGAUCACCAAGCUCGAUUACGACAGCGUGCUCGUGGAGCUGCAGCACAGUGAGAAGGUUCACAUCAAUCUUAUGAUCUUGGAAGCCCGCAACCAGGCGGAGCUGCUGUACGCCUUACGAGAAAUUAUGCGAUACAUGACAUGAUUGGCACCCACCGAUAUGAAGAAUUAGGAUGCCGUUGGCCAGUUUUGUGAUGCCUGCCUGUCCUCUCCCUCCCCCACCUGGCCCGUUGGUUCCCGUUGGCUGAACGAAUGUUUGUGGGUUGUUUUGCGAUAAGGAAGGAUUAGUCGCCAUCGCGACGAAUUGGUAAGGGAAGGAUACGGGGACGCGUGAUAGGAAAAGAAGGAUGGAUCGACGAUCGCUAGCGUGAAGGAGGGUGUGUAGCAGGGAGAGGGUCAGGAUUUGUGAAACAUUCAGGGCAAAGGUGUAUUUGUUUUUAUUACGAAGAUUGUUUGUGGAAAGGAUGGAAUGGAUGUUGAUGUUGUGUUAUUGUUGUUAACUAUAUUGUACGGUCUGACGCGUUGUUGGUUGCGCAUAUGAGGUGGAAACAUACGUUGCGUACGAGAAGGUGAGGCAGGUUCACGAGAAUGGUGGCAAAGAGUGGAGGGGGAGAGCAAACGAUGCCGGAGCCUUGGCUGGACCGGAGUGAUGUGCAAGCAUAAGGAAUAUUACGAUGGGUGAUAUAUAAUUAUAACUAUUACUAUACUAACGCUCUUUUCUACGUGACGUCGAAAAGGAUAAUGCUACCAAGAGCAAGAGCGAACGGCCGCCAACGUUUUUAUUAUUUUUUUUUUAUGGAAAACUCUAUUUCUAACAGGCAAACGCGAACAAUGCAAUGUUGAGAGAGCCCACUGUGGUGAGAUCGUAUACUUUCGCGAAACAGAAACACAAGACAAACGUAAUAGCGUGCUACAGAAUGGAGCACCAUACUCAGGCCUACAACACACACACACACAGUUUAUGCUAGCAUCAGGGAGAGAUUCAGGACGUUGUCUAUUUUUGGAUGAUGGUUUGUUUAUUUUUUUUAUUAACUCCCUUGCAACUCUUGACGAAGAUCUAAUGUCUAAUCAGGGAAAAACGUAAGUAAGGUAUCGAAGCAAGAAGCGACAGCCUUGCGAGUAAGGACCCCGAUCUAAGUGGCAUAAUAAGUAGGAAAACCACCCCAUUCUGAUCUCACUGUGAUAAGGUUUUACUUGUGUUUGUUUUUUUUUAUUCAUUGCUGCUACAUCAGGUUGUCGAAUAAUUGAGCUUAUUCUUAUUAUUUGAUGCGUUUUGAUACGAUCUGUACAAUUUGUCUAGCUGAAAUUCUAUCAAAUGAAUUUCUAUUGAAUUCAUCGACGACUCGCGUCGAAUAGUAAGAAUCAGCUCAAAACCCGGAUCGUGAAUUUCAAGUGCAUACGAUGGUGACAAAUCCGCGAUGGCUCAUAAUUAAAAUUCGGUGGUUUUCUUCUGUUUUUCCUUCUCUAUGUAACAUCAACGACGAUACGCCACCAAAUGGAGGUGAAGUAACAAACUAGGAGAGUAGAAAAGCUUUAUAUUUUUAAUUAUUCGUUUAAUUUCUACUCAAUCAAUGGUCAGUAAACAUAUUUGUACAGUAAAGUGUCUCAUUGUCAACCAUUCAUUUUCUUUUUUGAACUUCCGUACCGCCGGACAGAAAAUUGUACAGCUCCCCGGUGUAAGCUAGUGUCGCCAAGUAGCCACAAGAAAAAAACUGCACUUCGACCUUCACGUCCAUGCAAAAACAAAAAAAACAGCAAAAACUGAAUGAUAUUAUGUACCUUUCUCGCUGCGAUCUGCCAAGACAGCGGAAGCAGCUAGCGAUUUGCUCCUCCAUUUGAUUCGAUUGCAGACAAUCCAUCGCAUUUGUUUUGCCUGCGCGAUCGGUAGUUGAACGGCGUAUUGUGAUAAUGCGAGCAGAGUGAAGGUUACGGAAAGCGAGAGCAAACUAGUCCACUGAUGUAGCACGAUCAGUUUCGCCAGUAAGGAUUUAAUGUUGGUGCAUUUUUGUUUUAGAAUAUUUCACCACAUCAAACGUUGUUUGUUCGCCGUCGGCGAAUCGAAUUGUCUGGUAGGAGACAGGAGACGUACGAACCAUCGCUUAGAAGGAACGAGAGUAUGAGAAUCUAGCAUAUUUCCUCGACAACAUCAUGUGUUAAGGCUGCCAACCCGGUUGGCCGUCGGAAGCAUGCAUGGUGAAGCGGGAAAAGAGUUUGAAAAGAAACGAAACUACUAAAACUGCAUCGAUUGAGACAAUUUCUGCGAGGUAAGAAUAUAAGCUUACGUGAAGAGAAGUUUGAAGAAAAUAUGACGAUUUGUAAAAAAAAUAUAAUGAUCAAUAAAUUUUAUAACGUAUA